Trypanosoma brucei brucei TREU927 is the source of this 888-nucleotide messenger RNA. RefSeq lists its product as hypothetical. Bases 1 to 888 code for a protein of 295 amino acids. The transcript has a single exon. Gene Ontology annotation, cellular component: mitochondrial matrix. NCBI's taxonomy places the organism in Eukaryota, Euglenozoa, Kinetoplastea, Trypanosomatida, Trypanosomatidae. The record is from RefSeq and is a predicted model, not a curated record.
AUGUGGCGGCGUGGAGUUGCUGCUGUCCCGUUGCCUCUGUGGCAGGGAAAGCUGCUGCAACUAGUGCAUCACCGAGCGCUGUCUACAGAUACUACGGGGGACGAAGCGACCGCAUGGAGCCGUGCGAUGGAAGCGAAGUACGGCACAGGCACGUACAAACUAUUCCGACCUUUGUACAAAGACCUUUCGGACGAAAUGCGCCUUGAAGCUUAUACAAAGCCACCAGCACCGAUGCAGGGCUGGUCGGUUCAUCACGAUGAAGCCGUAAACCUUGCGAUUUUCUCCCACAAAGGGGACUCAAGGUCGCGCACCGCACGGGUUGUGGCAUACAGCCCAAUUACAGUGGAAAACCCCGAAUCACUGAAUCCCCUGCUGUAUUUCAUGGACUGGUAUCCAAUAAAUGUACUGAUGGAGCGGAACGGUGUUGUUGUCCACUUUUCGAUUGCUUCCACCGAGGGUGGCAUGCAUAUGCGAAACGUGAGAGUAUACAAGGCUCAGGACGAACUAUCGCCUAAUGAUCCUGAGAAGCAAGAUUUGCCGAACAGGGACUCUGAAUGUGAAAGACUGAUGUCAACUACCGACGACGCAGCAUGGGUACGUCACAAUCUCUACUAUGACGGCCCUUGUCUCUGGCACCUCGAGUUGGACAUGCUGAACGAAUUGUAUGAUGUAAUGCAGGACCACGGCGUUACGCUGGAUUGGGUACGGUGGGUAGCGGAGUGGGUGCACUACUUGGAGCAUGUGUCGUACGUGCGGUGGGCGUUAGGCGUGCUGCAGGAGCUUAUACCUGUUGAUGAGCGUGGGCCAGAAGAUGAUUUCCUCACCUUCGAAGAAAAAGAGGCGCUUGCCACCCCUCCGGAGGAGUGGUUGGAGGCGCAUUACAUAUAG